UGUCUAUAAACACCCAGCGCUGUGUGAGAAGCACCUUCUCCUUCCCUGCUCUGGUGAAGAGGAUGCUGCUACUACUCCUGCUCCCUGUGGCCGUUCUCCUGCCCCCAAGGGCUCGAGCUGGGGAGAUCAUCGGAGGAUGGGAAGCUCAGCCUCAUUCCAGACCCUACAUGGCCUUUGUGAAGAUAGGGAAAAGAGGACACUGCGGAGGGUUCCUGAUCCGGGAGUAUGUGGUGGUGACGGUGGCUCAUUGUAACUGCAACCUUGGCACUAUCACCGUGGUCCUGGCAGCCCACAAUGUUUCAAGACAGGAACCGGGAAGGCAGGAGAUCUGUGUCCGUCACCGAAUCCCCCACCCAGAAUACAAUGAUGAGACAUUGGAAAAUGACAUCAUGCUGCUGCAGCUGGAGUCCCUGGCACAGGUGAAUGACUGGGUGAGACCCAUUAAGCUGCCAAAGGCAAAGCAGAAAGUCAAGCCAGGCACAAGGUGCAGUGUGGCUGGAUGGGGACUUACUAGCUCAGACACUGGGAAGACUUCAGAUGUGUUGAUGGAGGUGGAGCUGCCAGUGAAGGAGAACAAAUUCUGCAUGAAUUACUUUGGCAGGCAGUAUAACUAUAAGUCAAUGCUCUGUGCUGGGGAUAUGGGAGUCCCUGAAGGAACCUUAGAGGGUGAUUCUGGGGGCCCCCUGGUGUGUAACGGGGUGGCCCAAGGCAUUGUCUCCUGGGAUUUUAAGGAUCAGUCUGCUCCUGAAGUCUACACGAGAGUCUCACACUUCAUCCCCUGGAUAAAGAAAGUGAUGAAAAAGUUACCUCAUUAAAGCAGAGCUUCCCAGUGCCUCUCUAUGAGCUGUAAUGUCCAUCUUCUGCUACUCUUCAGGGACACUGGACUCCAUUCCCCAAUGGCCUGCCCCUUGUGCUGUGGGUGGCUCCAGGACAAAGAUGAUCUAGAUCUUUCAUAGCUGUUGACACCCUCUUUGCACUGGUGCAUGAGAUGCGGGAUAAGGAAAGAUCAGACCCAACAAGCCAGAGCUUUAGGGCUUGUCUGCUCACAAAGCUGCACUGGUUUAAUUCAUCCAGCACUGCCAGAUCUCUCCAUUUAAUCACAAGUCUCACCAGAUUGGCUGCUUUUUGUUAAUCCCCAGCUGCUGGAAUCAUAUGAGAAUCUCAUUUUUUAAUCAAAAUAUUGAAGUAUAUUUCUGUCCCUUGCAGUUCUGGAGAAAACCAUCACAGUAUGAACCCCAAAAUCUCCUUCACCCGAGGGCAAAUAGGUAUAACUCAACAUUUAAAAAAUAAAAUCUCAUAUUUUGAAGUCAAUUUAAUGAUUUCUGGAUACUUGGCAGUGGCAGCAUUGGUUAAAUCAUUUUUUUUCUGUCGAUUAUUUAAACCAGUGUGAAACCCCAUGUGGAUGGAUGAUUGAUUUGUCUCCAUUUACUUUGUGUUGUCCACAUGAGCAAGAUGCAUCCAUGUAACCUAAGGUGUGACUUUAAAUUGGUUUAGUUAAAUCAGUGCAGAUCCUCAUGUGGACAUUCUGAUUUUGGCUU
Molecule: messenger RNA, 1538 nt
Organism: Chrysemys picta bellii (western painted turtle)
Lineage: Eukaryota; Metazoa; Chordata; Testudines; Emydidae
Product: mast cell protease 1A-like
Biological process (GO): proteolysis
Molecular function (GO): serine-type endopeptidase activity
Source: RefSeq, a predicted model, not a curated record